Messenger RNA from Suncus etruscus (white-toothed pygmy shrew), 3293 nucleotides. RefSeq names its product poly(ADP-ribose) glycohydrolase (gene PARG). Gene Ontology annotation, cellular component: cytoplasm; nucleus. Gene Ontology annotation, biological process: regulation of DNA repair; nucleotide-sugar metabolic process; ATP generation from poly-ADP-D-ribose. The record is from RefSeq and is a predicted model, not a curated record. The transcript is spliced from 18 exons. NCBI's taxonomy places the organism in Eukaryota, Metazoa, Chordata, Mammalia, Eulipotyphla, Soricidae. Gene Ontology annotation, molecular function: poly(ADP-ribose) glycohydrolase activity. Bases 105 to 3032 code for a protein of 975 amino acids.
CCGAGAGAGGAAGAAAGGCGCCCGCCGGGAAGGAGGCGCGGUUGAAUGAGUCGCUCCGGAGCGCCUGGGCCGGCCCGGGACCUGUUUCGCUUCGGGCCCCCAGCAUGAGCGCGGGUCCCGGCUGGGAGCCCUGCACCAAGCGACCGCGCUGGGCCUCCUCCUCCGCUGCUGCUGCUUCUGCUGCUCCUUCUCCUGCUUCUGCUGCCCCUGAAGCCCGGAGUUGCCCCGGCAGACACAAGAGGCGCGGCCUCCAGCUCAAGGGCCCUCCGUCCUCUGCAGGCGGCAUCCCCAGGCGGGCGGGCUCGCCCCGAGGCAGCGCCCUCUCUCUCGUUUUCAAACAGAAGACACUUACCAGUUGGAUGGACACAAAAGGAAUCAAGACAGCUGAGUCAGAAAGUUUUUGUAGUAAAGAAAACAACAACACAAUAGAGUCCACGAUGAGUUCUGUACAAAAAGAUAACUUUUAUCAACAUAGCAUCGAAAACUCAGAGAAUUCUAAGCUAAAUCUGGAUAAAUCAUCAGUUGAAAAAAGUAUACAGUAUUUGAAUCAACAGCAGACUGCAACUACGUGUAAGUGGCAAAAGGAAGGAAAACAUCCAGAACUGGUUUUGGAAAGUGAACCUCCAAUAGUAACACUGGUGCCAGAGCAAUUUAGUAAUGCUAAUGUUGAUCAGUCACCCCAAAAUGAUGAUCACAGUAACACAGAGAGUGAUGAAAGUAGAGAUAAUCAACAAUUUGUGACAACUCUAACGCUUAUAAAUGCAAAGCAAACCAUAGCAGAUGAACAGAUCAGAGAAGACAGAAGUCACCAAAAAUGUAGCAAAUCUUGCCAUUCUGUGGAAGAGUGUGUUGGUUGUGAGUCUGAAGAGAUAGAUGUGGUGCCAGAGAGUCCCCUGUCAGACAUUGGCGCUGAGGACGUUAGUUCUGGACUGAAAAAUGCCAACAUAUUGAGUCGACAAGAAAGUAGCUUAGGAGAUUCUCUAUUUGACAAAGAUGGUGAGCCCGAGUCUCCAAUGGACGUAGAUAAUUCCAAAAAUAGUUGUCAGGACUCAGAAGCAGAUGAAGAGACAAGUCCAGGUUUUGAUGAGCAUCAAGAGAGCACUUCUUCCCAAGUAUUAAGUAAAUCAAGAUUCCAAGCAAGGGAAGCUGAUGCUGAAUUGAGAAAAUGGUCCUCUGCUAAGGGAGGGGAAUUGAGACUACAUUUCCAAUUUGAAGGAGGAGAGAGUUGUACUGGAAUGACUGAUUUAAACAGCAAAGUACCUGGAAAUUCUUCCAACAUGAUUAUGGAAUGCAGAAGUUCCAAGCUGCAUGGAAAAAAGGAUUCUAAAAUCACAGAUCAUUUCAUGAGAAUGCCCAAAGCAGAGGAUAAAAGAAAAGAACAGUGUGAAACAAAACAUCAAAGAACAGAAAGGAAGAUCCCUAAAUACAUUCCACCUAACCUUUCUCCAGAUAAAAAAUGGCUUGGAACCCCUAUUGAGGAGAUGAGAAGAAUGCCUAGAUGUGGCAUCCGGCUGCCUCUGUUAAGACCAUCUGCCAAUCAUACAGUAACUGUUAGGGUGGAUCUUUUACGAGCAGGAGAAGUUCCUAAACCCUUCCCAACACAUUUUAAGGAUUCAUGGGACAACAAGCAUGUUAAGAUGCCUUGUUCAGAUCAAAAUUUAUAUCCUGUGGAAGAUGAGAAUGGUGAGCGAACAGCAGGAAGCCGAUGGGAGCUCAUUCAGACUGCACUUCUCAAUAAAUUCACACGACCCCAAAACCUAAAGGAAGCUAUUCUGAAAUACAAUGUGGCAUAUUCGAAGAAAUGGGACUUUACUGCUUUGGUUGAUUUUUGGGAUAAGGUAUUGGAAGAAGCAGAGGCUCAACAUUUAUAUCAGUCUAUUUUGCCUGACAUGGUAAAGAUUGCACUCUGUCUGCCUAAUAUUUGCACUCAGCCAAUACCACUCCUGAAACAGAAGAUGAAUCAUUCCAUCACAAUGUCACAAGAACAAAUUGCCAGUCUUUUAGCUAAUGCUUUCUUCUGCACAUUUCCACGACGAAAUGCUAAAAUGAAAUCGGAAUAUUCUAGUUACCCAGACAUUAACUUCAACAGAUUAUUUGAAGGACGUUCAUCACGGAAACCAGAGAAGCUUAAAACACUCUUCUGCUACUUUAGAAGAGUUACAGAAAAAAAACCUACUGGGUUGGUGACAUUUACAAGACAAAGUCUUGAAGAUUUUCCAGAGUGGGAAAGAUGUGAGAAACCCCUUACUCGAUUGCAUGUCACUUAUGAAGGUACCAUAGAAGGAAAUGGUCAAGGCAUGCUACAGGUGGACUUUGCGAACCGUUUUGUUGGAGGUGGUGUUACUGGUGCAGGACUGGUUCAAGAAGAAAUUCGCUUUUUAAUCAAUCCUGAAUUGAUUGUUUCACGACUCUUCACUGAGGCUCUGGAUCAUAAUGAAUGUCUUAUCAUCACAGGUACUGAACAAUACAGUGAAUAUACAGGAUAUGCUGAAACUUAUCGCUGGGCUCGCAGCCAUGAAGAUGGGAGUGAAAAGGAUGACUGGCAGAGGCGUGGCACAGAAAUAGUCGCCAUUGAUGCCCUUCACUUCAGACGUUACCUCGACCAGUUUGUGCCUGAGAAAAUCAAACGUGAACUUAACAAGGCUUACUGCGGAUUUCUUCGUCCUGGAGUUUCUUCAGAGAAUCUUUCUGCAGUAGCCACAGGAAAUUGGGGUUGUGGUGCCUUUGGGGGUGAUGCUAGAUUAAAAGCCUUAAUACAGAUACUGGCAGCUGCUGUAGCUGAGCGAGAUGUGGUUUAUUUCACCUUUGGGGACUCAGAAUUGAUGAGAGACAUUUACAGCAUGCAUACUUUCCUUACUGAAAGGAAACUGACUGUUGGAGAAGUAUAUAAACUGUUACUACGAUAUUACAGUGAAGAAUGCAGAAACUGUUCUACUCCUGGACCAGAUAUCAAGCUUUAUCCAUUCAUCUACCACACUGUUGAGUCCAAUACAGAGAGCAUUAAUCAGCCAGCACAAAGGACUGCUACCUGAGGAAUCAAGUGAAUAGAACCAUCUUCCAAUCCGUAUCUGAAGCAUCCUGUUUGAAUUGUCAAGUAUAAUAAGUGAUCCGAUUUAUCUUAAUAUAAAUGUACUGUAUAUAAUCCACAUUUGUAGGUAAAGAUGCAAUCCCUAUUGCAUAUACAAAAAUUCAUAGUUUAUAUAUCUAAAACCUCUUCAUUUUUGCUUUAUGCAAGUUUAGAUGUAUUCUGUUUCUGCAUCUUAUAUUUGUGUAUUCAUUUCUUGAUUUUUUUC